Molecule: messenger RNA, 1020 nt
Organism: Puma concolor (puma)
Lineage: Eukaryota; Metazoa; Chordata; Mammalia; Carnivora; Felidae
Source: RefSeq, a predicted model, not a curated record
AUGGCAGCCCUGUCCACGACAGAACUUUCUUUUUCUUGCUCCUCCAACCCAUGGACUGGCUUAUCUGGAAAACCAGCCCAACCUCUCUCUCCCUUCUCGUUCCUCACCACCCCCCACUCUCCAGACCGAGGUAUCAUCAUGACCUUUGGCAGCGGCAGUAACGGGUGCCUAGGCCAUGGCAGCCUCAAUGACAUCAGCCAGCCCACCAUUGUGGAGGCGCUGCUGGGCUAUGAGAUGGUGCAGGUGGCCUGUGGGGCCUCUCACGUGCUGGCCCUGUCCACAGAGCGAGAACUAUUUGCGUGGGGCCGCGGAGAUGGUGGCCGGCUAGGACUGGGCACCAGGGAGUCCCACAGCUGUCCCCAGCAGGUAUCCAUACCCCCAGGACAGGAAGCCCAGCGGGUUGUAUGUGGCAUUGACUCCUCCAUGAUCCUCACCGUGCCUGGCCGAGCCCUGGCUUGUGGGAGUAACAGGUUCAACAAACUGGGCCUGGACCACUGCUCCCUGGGGGAGGAGCCUGCCCCCGACCAGCAGGUAGAGGAGGCCCUGAGCUUCGCACCACUAGGUUCCGCACCCCUGGACCAGGAGCCCCUGCUGAGCGUGGACCUGGGCACUGCUCAUUCAGCUGCCGUCACUGCCUCUGGUGACUGCUACACUUUUGGCAGCAAUCAGCAUGGGCAGUUGGGCACCAAUGCCCGCCGGGUCAGCCGGGCACCUUGUCAAGUCCGAGGCCUGCAGAACAUCAAGACGGCGAUGGUGGCCUGUGGGGAUGCCUUCACUGUAGCCAUUGGGGCAGAAGGCGAAGUGUACUCUUGGGGCAAAGGGGCCCGAGGUCGACUGGGAAGAAGGGAUGAGGAUGCUGGACUCCCUCGGCCAGUGCAGCUGGAUGAGACGCACCCUUACACAGUGACUUCUGUGUCCUGUUGCCAUGGAAACACUCUGCUGGCCGUUCGCCCGGUUACGGAUGAGCCAAUCCCACCCUGAGGCACCUAGAUACACCUCUGGACCUGGACCACCCUGCUG